Messenger RNA from Postia placenta MAD-698-R-SB12, 1026 nucleotides. RefSeq lists its product as hypothetical. The transcript has 4 exons. Bases 1 to 1026 code for a protein of 341 amino acids. NCBI's taxonomy places the organism in Eukaryota, Fungi, Basidiomycota, Agaricomycetes, Polyporales, Adustoporiaceae. The record is from RefSeq and is a predicted model, not a curated record.
AUGGCUGCAUUGGAACGCUUGUCUGCCCCGUCCAUGUCGAGGAUGCCUGCUCUAUCUGGCAGCUCUACCACGGGUGGUAGCUCGACAGGCCCUUCCUCGAUCUCAUCCGCUCUGUGUACACCCGACGACGAUCCCUACCUGGAGUCCUUGAACGACUUCUUCGCGAAGACCCCAAAGCAUUGUCAUGAUGGUAUUACCACAAAAGCGCUAUACGAAGACGACUGCCUUCAGCCUACGCAUUUAAUGGACCCUCCCACUUCGAAGACUAUAUCGCUCUCUCGGGUUGUAGCGAGAGCCAAGAGACUAGGGAAGACCUUCGGUAUUCGUAAGACGCCACGAAAGUUCGGUACGCGUGCUUCGGGUAUUUCUGUCCAUAUUACGCAGAACGUACAUUGCGAUACCGCAGAUGACACACUGCAUUCUCCGAAUGUCAGUGUUGAUCGACUGGCACGCGAAGCGCGGUCAUCUAGCUAUAUAUCGGAACGUGAGACCCAAUUUGAAUUGGCACAACAGGCUGAUCCCUUCGACGUUGACGUCGACGAUGAUGACUUCAUCCCUCAAGAGUUUCUGUCAUAUCUUCGCGGGCCGUGGACACGACGAAGGCUCAUACACUCGUCCCUCAGGCUCAUCCUCUUCCUUCCGUGGUGCGUCGCUGUCGGCGGUGCCAUCCUCCUAUCCCCAGAUCGACUCGAGACCAUCGCGUUUACGCCGGGAUACAUGGCUUCAGAGCGAGGCACUCGUCGUUUCCGCUACUGGGCACACUGCGCAGGACCUCACAUCUGCAUCUUCUUGGCUUUCCUAGCCGUAACGUUCUGGUGGAACGCGUUUGCCGGCACAAUGAUCGCCGGCGCGGUCGCGGCCAAGGCUGUUUAUGUCUGGGGCGACUUCCAGUUCGACCCUAGCAUCCAGUUGGGCCACGACGACAAGCAAAGUGUAUACCUGGCUGUGUUCAAAGCGUACAUGGAAGAAGGUUUCGUUCUACACGUUGACGAUGACAGUAUUACGAUGGGAGAACAGGAAGAUUAG